AGACAUUUGGCAACACUGUAUAUAAUAUGUCAUCAACCCUAAUCAACCCUACGUACAUCUCACGUGUGAAAAGGUUAUUUUACAAUAUUUAAUAUUGUUAAAGUAUUCAUAUUGUGAUAUAUAAAUUUAAUACAACAAAAUGAAAGUUAAGAAACAACACCGUAAGAAAAAAUAUUUGCACAAGUUAAACAGGAAACGUAUGAAUAAAAAACAGAAGAAUACUGGUGGAAUAGAAUGCAAAAUAGUAAAAGAAGCUUGGAGUGACCGCAAAACCACUCACCGUAAUUUGAGAGAUAUGGGUCUAGUAAGUGACCCAAAUAAAGCUAUUAAGAUACCUAGUUUCAAAGAAGAACAAUUAAAAAGAGCUAAACAAAUGUUGAAUCCAGAAGAAUCUGAAGAAGAAGAGGUGGUAAAACCAGUUCGACCUCCACGGAAAAAAGAGAUUGCAGAAAAACUAGAAAAAGAAGCAAAGGCACCAAGAGAAAGGAGGUUUAUGUUACCAAAAGGACAAGUAGAGUUCAUUACAUACCUGUUAGACAAAUAUGGACAUGAUUACAAAGCUAUGGAGCGUGACAAAAAAAACUACUAUCAAGAGACAUGGAAACAGCUAAGAGCGAAAAUAAAAACAUUCAUGGGCAUACCAAAACAAUAUGGUGAAUACUUGAAGGAAAGAGGAUUGCUCGACAAAGAGGAAGAUGAUGAUGAAUUAAAGAAAGUAGCUAAAGCUAUGGUUAUGGAUGACUGAACUUAGAUAUUAAACUUUGUAUAGGAAUAUAGAAAUAAGUCUUGUACAUAAUGCUGUAAAACUUUAAGAUGUAAUUUUUGAUACAAAACAGUUUGUUUCUCAUAUUGUAUACCAUGUUUGUUUCUCAUAUGAUAAAAUCAUUGUCAUUAAUAACAUUUGUUAAACAAGAUGAAGGGAAUUUAUUUAAACAAUAAAUGGUGUAUUGUAAUUAUCAAGAUAAAGUCUCUCAAUAAAACAUAUUUUAAUGAAUAUAA
Molecule: messenger RNA, 999 nt
Organism: Manduca sexta (tobacco hornworm)
Lineage: Eukaryota; Metazoa; Arthropoda; Insecta; Lepidoptera; Sphingidae
Product: nucleolar protein 16
Exons: 3
Coding region: 140-745 (201 amino acids)
Biological process (GO): ribosomal large subunit biogenesis
Cellular component (GO): nucleolus
Source: RefSeq, a predicted model, not a curated record